GCUCACAGAACCAUCAUCGUACGCGCGCUGAAAGGACUUGAUAACAUUAUUGGCUUGAGUGUUGUUGAUUACUUUCUGGGUGAGAAAGGAUGGAAAUUUAGCACUCCCGAGGAAACUCCUGGCAGCAUUCCAGACACUGUAAAUAAUGCCCAAUAUCUUCGCGAAUUAUAUUUCAAGGCCAAUCCUAAUUACGAUGGAAGAUUUACUGUUCCUGUUCUUUGGGAUAAAAAGCAACAGACAAUUGUCAAUAAUGAAUCGAGUGAAAUUAUUCGCAUUUUUAAUGAAGCAUUCGAUGAUUUAGUUCCAGAAACAAAGGGCAAAACUUUUUAUCCAAAACAUCUUGCAGAAAAAAUUGAUGAAAUCAAUUCUUGGGUUUAUGACAACGUCAAUAAUGGCGUUUAUAAAUGUGGUUUCGCUACAUCUCAAGAAGCUUAUAAUAAAAAUAUUGGUCCUCUAUUUGAAUCUCUGGAUAAAUUGGAAGAUAUUCUUUCAAAAAAUGAAUUUCUUGUUGAAAACACCUUUACCGAAGCUGACAUCAGACUUUGGACCACAAUUAUUAGAUUUGAUCCAGUUUAUCAAACCCAUUUUAAAACAAACUUGAAAUCUAUUAAAUAUGAUUAUCCAAAUAUUCUUCGCUGGGCCAGGCAAAUUUACAAAAUUCCAAAAA
Molecule: messenger RNA, 667 nt
Organism: Scutellospora calospora
Lineage: Eukaryota; Fungi; Glomeromycota; Glomeromycetes; Diversisporales; Gigasporaceae
Source: the annotation of a GenBank genome assembly